This is a messenger RNA of Penicillium robsamsonii, 2127 nucleotides long. RefSeq lists its product as uncharacterized. The record is from RefSeq and is a predicted model, not a curated record. Bases 1 to 2127 code for a protein of 708 amino acids. NCBI's taxonomy places the organism in Eukaryota, Fungi, Ascomycota, Eurotiomycetes, Eurotiales, Aspergillaceae. The transcript has 2 exons.
AUGAGAGAUAUCUAUCACUUUGGCCUCACAUGGUCAACUGAUGGCUUUCACUUUCAGUUCACUUCAAAUCACGAAGGGGUAGGGUCACUGACGCUUGAUGCUUUUAUAGAUACCGAUUCGAAAUAUCCCCACGGCAGUACUGGUCGCCCUGUGGCCCCCUCGUCCUCUGCAAAUUCGUCUUAUCGUCCCAGCACGCUCUCCCGCGUACACUUCGCGGACGACUUUGCGGACGACAUGUGUAAUCCACUGGCGUCUCCUCGUUCUGGCGUGACAGUGACUGCGGUCCCGGUGCCUGUGCCUUCCAAGUCGGCCAACCCUACGGUUGGUUUGCCUAUUAGUGCCGGGGAGGAUUGGGAGUUGCUCCCUCCUUCCGUUGACAGACGUAACGCGUUCGCUCAACGCAAGGCAAAACUUGUUCCCCAAUCUUCCUCCCGCCUUUCCUCCCACCCUUCUCACUCUUCCUAUCACGCCUCCUCCGUCCCUCCUGUACCACCCGUUUCUAUCCUAAGAAACCAUCCCGGCAACUUCUCCAUUGCCGAAGUAAAACCUCGCUCCCUUUCUGCUCUCCUUUCUGCUCUCCCAUCUCCCAAGAUGGAGGACAGUCCCAAUGUUUCGGAGGGCAAGAACAAGCCACUCCCCAUGUCUCCUCCCGGCAAAUUCGACCCUCACACACCCAGCCCUCGCAUGCCCAGUCUCACAAAGGAUGGCAUGCGCAAUCCCAUCCUGGGUACGCCUUUCAGUCCUACUGGUGUCAGUCCUGCCACUAGUAGUCGUUCUAGUUUCGCUACUAUCAAGGAUCUUCCCGAGACUGUUCGAACUCUUCAGUACCAGUAUGAAGCAACCCAAAAGCGACUGGCAACGAAGAUCGACGAUAUCAACAGGCUCGAAAAGAAGGUUGAAGACUUUGUUACCUUGACCGAGAACUACAUCAAGGACCAAAUGCACGCGCAAGUUGAGCGCAAUUCUGACUUGUCUUUUGAACUUUCCAAGGUCAAGCGCGAGAUGAAAAAGAGCCAGGAUCAGAUUGACCAGGUCAAGGAGAGUAUCCACGAGAUGCAACUUGAAGUCAACGGACUGACCUCGACUGUCAAUGACCUGAGCGCCAAGGUCGAUAUGUGUCUCACCGGAAUCUGGGAUAACACCGAAGAGCCAUUCGUGGCCUACCAGCGUCGAAAGAACAGUGAGAUCGAUGAAGAUAUUCAGGACAUCGGAAACAUGGCUGUGAAUCACGGAGCGCAACUCCUCUUCGUGAGACAAUCGAUAAUCCGCAUGCAAAUUGCAUUCAGACUCUUGCAACAUGAGAACAAUCUCAACGUUUCCCAAGAUGUGCAACUUAUUCUUCCGCAAUUCCCUUUGCCUACGGAAGGCGACGUGCCACCCACUGGUCACCUUCAAUCUCGUGCCACCUCUGCGCCUGGAGCAGCUCCACCAACAUCAGCCACUCCAGCAAAUGCCACACGCUCUGCAUCAACCACCGUGCCAAAAAAUGCGACUCCUUCAGCAUCCUGCACUGUACCAGCACAGGUUACUCCAGAAAAGUCCACUUCCUCAGAAUCGACCGCUGUGCCAGCAAAGGCUACUCCAGCAAAGUCCACUUCCUCGGCAUCAACCAUUGUUCGAGCAAAGGUUACUCCCCCAGCAUCUGCCACUGUGCUAGCAAAGACCACUCCACCAGCAUCGGAACCCGGGCCCGCAACAAUCACUACUCCAGGAUCUUCCAUUGCAAAGCAGAGCUCGAUCCCUCGUCAACCCAAUAUUAUUCGUUCGAAGAAGUCUGUUGGCUCUCAACUGAGCGACAAAGAGAACAUCGGCAAGUACACUGGUUAUUCGGACAACACAUCUGGAUCCGCAGAAGAUGACAGCCUUUCAUCCGCUACCAGUGGCAAACUCCAACGAUCUUCACGUCAGGAAGAGUCGGUCCCCCCUGUCCCUCCACUUCCUCGCGGUAUUGUUCUCCCCGGUGUUUCUGGAGAGCCCAUCCCACUGGCUAACAUCCACCCGCUCUACCGUCCUGGUUUCCGUGAGGUGAAUGCUCUCGGGAUCCCUGCGGUCACUCCGAUUGUGUCUCCCCACCCAGCUCAGCCCAAGGGCUCUCCUGAGUCUGGCAAGGACAAAACUCGCAACUAA